CCGUGACCCGGAAGUACUUAGUUAUUGUUGUCUGCUUCACAGAAGCGUAAGUAAGCGCCAGUUUUCAUUGAAUGGGAAUGCAUUUAUCGUUUAUUCGAUGUAUUCAAUUCAAAUAACGGAAAAUACACACAAAAUGGACCAUUGACAGGUAUCUCUUUCGGAGAAAUACUAGAUCUAAACGGCUUUCCACUAGAUGUUGGAACAUUGCUGCGGGGACUUGCUUCCAUUCAGCCACAAGAGCAUUCGUGAGGUCGGGCACUGAUGUUAGGCCUGGCUAGCAGUCGGCAUACCAAUUCAUUAAGUUCAGGGCUCUGUGCAGGCCAGUCAAGUUCUUCCACACCGAUCUUGACAAACCAUUUCUGUAUGGACCCGCUUUGUUCACGGGGGCAUUGUCAUGCUGAAACAGGCAGAGGCUAUAAGCAGGUGUUGUUGGUGGGGUGCCCGUGGAGAGAGAGAUGCGAGACAGUGGAGACAGCUUGGCACAGAACCACUGGACCAAUGAGCUGACACUGGCAGGGGACCCUGAGACAGUCAGACAGGAGGCCACUGGACCAGGAUAUCUGUUGGACUCCAGAACGCCUCACCAUGUUCAUAGAAGUUCCAUGCAUUUCAAGCUAGGACGGCCUGAGGAGGAAGCUAGCAUGUGGGGCAUGGAAGAACGUAUGGAUAUGGACCACGGUGAAGAGGAUAAGGAGGAGGAUUUCAGUUGGGAAGAACCAGGAGAGGAUGAUUGGACUGCACCACUUCUAUCGCCAUCCCAUCAUCAGAGUAGAUCCACAGCCAGUGACUCUGGUAGCCCCUCACAAAUAAAAACACAGCCCAAUGGGUUCAGGAUGCGGAGGCUGCUGCGCUGGUAUAGACUCAGUAGGACUGUGAACCGCCGCACUCGCUUGGCCCUGCAUUGGAGGACAUGGUGCCAGCAGGCUAAAUGGGCUGGGUCUUUGGGCCUGGGGUACAGGCGAGCUAGGCCUAGGAGGUGGCACCUCAGGAGCAGAAACAAACAUCUCCACAACAGACAGAAGCCAGGAAGAUCCUGUCUGCAUGGGGGAACUCAGGGCUGCUUUAAGGGAAGGGAAGAUAUAGAGGCUGGAGAUGACCCUUGGGUGUGUGGGACGAAUGGACACAUAGGGAAUGAGGUGGCGAGUAAUGCAGCCAAGGUUGGGGACAGGGACGGGCUGGGCUUCCGGGAAUCGUCUAUAGGCCUGCCAACCAUCCACAGGGAUAAACCACCACCUCAGCAGCAACUCAGCAGUGAACACAUCUCCUGUGUACAAGGUAUGUUGAAUGAAUUCCUGCACCAGUACGGGAGCAUGAUCCCUAUCCAUGUGGAUGAGGUGGUGGACAAGCUACAGGACAUCUUCCCCAGCAAGAACUUCUCCGAUCCACACAGGAGAGUUGUUGUGCAGCACCUCAUCCAGUCUUACCAGCGUCUGUCUGGGACUGCCAUGGUGAGGGGGUUCCGUGUCAACUACAAGCGCCACACCCUCACAAUGGAUGACCUCAGCACAUUGUAUGGACAGAACUGGCUCAAUGACCAGAUCAUGAACAUGUAUGGGGAUAUGGUUAUGGACACAGUCCCAGAAGAGGUUCAUUUUUUCAACAGCUUUUUUUACGACAAGUUGAGGACAAAGGGCUACGACGGGGUCAAACGGUGGACAAAAAAUGUGAAUAUUUUCCAGAAGAGGCUACUGUUGAUCCCUAUCCAUCUGGAGGUGCACUGGUCUCUGGUGUGUGUGGACGUCCCAGAGCGCGCCAUCACAUACUUUGACUCCCAGCGCACCCUCAACCGCCGCUGCCCAAAGCACAUUGCAAAAUACUUACAAGCUGAGGCAAUCAAGAAAGAGCAGAAAGAUUUUAUCACAGGGUGGAAGGGUUUCUUCAAAAUGAACGUGGGCAGGCAGAACAAUGACAGCGACUGCGGAGCAUUUGUCCUCCAGUACUGUAAGUGCCUAGCCUUAGAGCAGCCUUUCAGUUUUGGCCAGCUGGAUAUGCCAAAGCUAAGGAGACUCAUGUACAAAGAGUUGUGUCAUUGCAAGCUCUCACUGUGAGUUUGAAUGAAAGAACUAUCGUAGAACGAAAGAAGAUGAAGACUAUUCACCCUUCCCAUCCCCCUGCUCUCUAGGCAGAUAUGUUUUUUACAAGAUGGACAUUGUUACAUUUUUAUUUUCUUUCUAUCUGUUUAUUUUCCUUUUUGAUUUAAGUAAACUGUACUCCUAUGAGGAUACUAAACAAAAGAACGGUUGUUGCACUUAGAGUGUGAUGUAGGAGAUUAUUAUAAUAUUUUUUUAAAUAUAUUUUAACAUAUUUUACUUUUUCUCCCCAAUUUCGUGAUAUCCAAUUGCGAUCUUUUCUCAUCACUGCAACUCCCUAAUGGGCUCAGGGAGGUGAAGGUCGGGUCAUGCGUCCUCAGAAACAUGACCCGCCAAACUGCUCUUCUUAACACCCACCCUCUUAACCCAGAAGCCAGCCUCACCAAUGUGUCGGAGGAAACACCAUUCAACUGAUGAACAGAGUCAGCCUGCAGGCGCCCGGCCCACCACAAGGGGUCGCUAGAGCGCGAUGAGCCAAGUAAAGCCCCCUCUGGCCAAACCCUCCACUAAUAUGAACGACCCUGGGCCAAUUGUGCUAGCCCAAUGGGACUCCCAGUCACAGCCGGUUGUGACACAGCCUGGGAUCGAACACGGGUCUGUAGUGACGCCUCAAGCACUGCGAUGCAGUGCCUUAGACCGCUGUGCCACUUGGGAGGCCAAGAGAGAUUAUUUUUUGGUCCUUGAUGUUGUUGGGGGAUAGCCAGGGGUAUAGUGUUGAAAAUAAAAUAACUUUCAUUUAAGUCAAAUCAAAUGUAUUUAUAUAGCCCUUCUUACAUCAGCUGAUAUCUCAAAGUGCUGUACAGAAACCCAGCCUAAAACCCCAAACAGCAAGCAAUGCAGGUGUAGAAGCACGGUGGCUAGGAAAAACUCCCUAGAAAGGCCGAAACCUAGAGAGGAACCAGGCUAUGAGGGGUGGCCAGUCCUCUUCUGGCUGUGCCGGGUGGAGAAUAUAACAGAACAUGGCCAAGAUGUUAAAAUGUUCAUAGAUGACCAGCAGGGUCAAAUAAUAAUAAUCACAGUAGUUGUCGAGGGUGUAACAAGCCAGCACCUCAGAAGUGAAUGUCAGUUGGCUUUUCAUAGCCGAUCAUUAAGAGUAUCUCGCUCCUGCUGUCUCUAGAGAGUUGAAAACAGCAGGUCUGGGACAGGUAGCACGUCCGGUGAACAGGUCAGGGUUCCAUAGCCGCAGGCAGAACAGUUGAAACUGGAGCAGCAGCACGGCCAGGUGGACUGGGGACAGCAAGGAGUCAUCAUGCCAGGUAGUCCUGAGGCAUGGUCCUCCGAGAGAGAGAAAGAAAGAGAGAAUUAGAGAGAGCAUACUUAAAUUCACACAGGACACCAGAUAAGACAGGAUAAGUACUCCAGAUAUAACAGACUGACCCUAGCCCCCCGACACAUAAACUACUGCAGCAUAAAUACUGGAGGCUGAGACAGGAGGGGUCAGGAGACACUGUGGCCCCAUCCGAUGAUACCCCCGGACAGGGCCAAACAGGCAGGAUAUAACCCCACCCACUUUGCCAAAGCACAGCCCUCACACCAUUAGAGGGAUAUCUUCAACCACCAACUUACCAUCCUGAGACAAGGCCGAGUAUAGCCCACAAAGAUCUCCGCCACGGGACACAACCCAAGGGGGGGCGCCAACCCAGACAGGAAGAUCACGUCAGUGACUCAACCCACUCAAGUGACGCACCCCUCCUAGGGACGGCAUGGAAGAGCACCAGUAAGCCAGUGACUCAGCCCCUGUAAUAGGGUUAGAGGCAGAGAAUCCCAGUGGAGAGAGGGGAACCGGCCAGGCAGAGACAGCAAGGGCGGUUCGUUGCUCCAGAGCCUUUCCGUUCACCUUCACACUCCUGGGCCAGACUACACUCAAUCAUCUGACCUACUGAAAAGAAGUCUUGAUGAAGUGUUGAUGGAUCACAACCUUAUUUUCAGUUGAUUUGUAUUCAUUUUUAGUGAACAUGGUUUGUGGUCCAUUUAGCUUUUGGCGAAUUAAUAUUUCCUAUUAGAUGACAAGAUAAUUGAUUUAUUUUUAUUUGAAUCUGAAAUCAUUCAACACAAACAGUUUUGUUUUGUCUAAAGGAAAUAUUAAAUCAUGAGAAAAUUAAUGAUUUGAUUAUUCAAAUGUUGUGUUUUUAAUUAUCGGUUCUGGUUCUGCCUGUGCACCAGUACGUUUUGGCCAAUGAAUAGUCGUGGCUUGCUGACACAGAAAAUUAUAAAUGGGUCGUUCUUCAUGUUUUUGAUUUGACAUAUGUAAUCGAAUAAAUGGAUACAUGUUA
Molecule: messenger RNA, 4363 nt
Organism: Salvelinus fontinalis (brook trout)
Lineage: Eukaryota; Metazoa; Chordata; Actinopteri; Salmoniformes; Salmonidae
Gene: senp3a
Product: SUMO specific peptidase 3a
Exons: 12
Coding region: 456-2048 (530 amino acids)
Biological process (GO): protein desumoylation
Cellular component (GO): nucleus
Molecular function (GO): deSUMOylase activity
Source: RefSeq, a predicted model, not a curated record